Messenger RNA from Heterobilharzia americana, 1015 nucleotides. The record is from the annotation of a GenBank genome assembly. NCBI's taxonomy places the organism in Eukaryota, Metazoa, Platyhelminthes, Trematoda, Strigeidida, Schistosomatidae.
ACUGCUUCUGCGUAAAAGUUGAGAAAAGCUUCAAAACAAUGAAUAUUUAUCACGUCAACAGAGAUGGAAUCUUCAUCUUAUUUGUAUGCUUGAAUAUCCUACAGCUGUCUUCAUGCAUCAAAGUGAAUGAAGAACUGAGCAGAUUUUUCACUGAUCUCUACAACGCAGAUGAAAAUGCAGCUGAAGUUGGUAAGGAUUAUCAGCUAAAUAUACAAGGAAAUGUAGCUAAAGGGAUGGAAUCACAAGACAAUGCUCCAAUGCCGCUGUUCAAGUUCGUUAACGAAGAUCUGAUUAAGAAGAGACCAACAUAUUCAAAGUUCAUUGCCCUGCUGGACAACUACAUUCCUGAAGUUGGUGUAGCUGAAACCGUCACACCACAGCAAUCAAAAGAAGAAGAGGAAUUUAUUCAGGAGUUAUUAAAGACAAAUAUCAUGCAGCGAACAUACGAUUUUCUUAAACAGAGAGGAAAAUUUUCUGGAGAUCUAAAUAGUUUUGGAAAGUUCUUGAAAAAUCUUUGGUUUAAGAGGUAUAGUAGGACUGGGAAAAGUAAGAAUGAUUCAUCCGCCUUUGAACAUAUAUUUGUUGGUGAACACAAAGGAUCCAAUGUACUUGGAUUACACAAUUGGAUCCAGUUUUAUCAAAAAGAAAAGAAUCAACAGAUAAAUUAUUCGGGAUGGAAACUAAAAUCAUGUGAAGACCGACUUCUCAGUGUAACAUUUGUCGAUAGAAACAAGCAUACAAAGCCAAUGGGAAGCAUUUUUAUCGGUUCAUCUCCAGAAUUUGAAAUUGCUGUCUAUACAGUUGUUUUUACGUUAUAUGCCAAAUCUGUAACUGAUGUAAGAAUAGCUGGGUGUAAAGUACGCAUAACUUGUUAUGAUUUAUCAUCCAGCUACAUGGGUACCUGUUAUAUGGGAUAGAUAACGGCAGCUAUGUGGUUCUAAAUGAAAAUAUUUACAUAAUUCGAUAUGAUGUGAUGCUAUGUAACCAUAUAUUUAAAUAAAUAUUCUUUAUUCCA